AACCCUCUAGGACAAAUGGGAUCAGAAGGGAUGGAGAUGCGAAAACGACAGAUGUCUGCAGCCCUGGAGACACCAGGCGCUGCUCCUGGCCAGCACGCAGGGGGAAAUCGUGGAUCCAAUGCCUGCUGCUUCUGCUGGUGUUGCUGCUGUAGCUGCUCUUGUCUCACUGUCAGAAACCAAGAAGAUCAGAGACCCAGGAGACCUUCCCAUGAGCUCAGAACAGAAGGCCUCCCGAACUGUGAAGAAAGUGUGACCCCCACGCUGGAAGAAGUCAGCACCUGGGCCCAGUCCUUCGACAAGUUAAUGGUCACUCCAGCAGGACGAAAUACUUUCCGUGAAUUCCUCCGAACAGAAUUCAGUGAAGAAAAUAUGCUGUUUUGGAUGGCUUGUGAGGAAUUGAAAAAAGAAGCUAAUAAAAACAUGAUUGAAGAGAAAGCAAGGAUAAUAUAUGAAGACUAUAUUUCUAUUCUUUCUCCUAAAGAGGUCAGUUUAGACUCCAGAGUAAGAGAAGUCAUCAACAGAAACAUGUUGGAACCAUCCCAGCAUAUAUUUGAUGAUGCACAGCUUCAGAUAUACACUCUAAUGCACAGAGACUCAUACCCUCGGUUUAUGAACUCAAAUCUCUAUAAGGACUUGCUCCAGUCCUUAUCUGAGAAAUCAAUUGAAGCAUAA
Messenger RNA from Orycteropus afer afer, 672 nucleotides. It is a transcript of the gene RGS20, whose product is annotated as regulator of G protein signaling 20. The record is from RefSeq and is a predicted model, not a curated record. Lineage: Eukaryota; Metazoa; Chordata; Mammalia; Tubulidentata; Orycteropodidae. The transcript has 5 exons. The annotation marks the transcript as partial.